Messenger RNA from Drosophila erecta, 578 nucleotides. RefSeq lists its product as uncharacterized. Lineage: Eukaryota; Metazoa; Arthropoda; Insecta; Diptera; Drosophilidae. The record is from RefSeq and is a predicted model, not a curated record. Bases 53 to 547 code for a protein of 164 amino acids. The transcript is spliced from 8 exons.
UGUGUCAGUGCGUAGGAAUGUAGUCGUCGCAUCGUCCAAAGUCGUGGAAAGGAUGAUAUUAAGAUUAAUCCUCGUCAUGGCAGAGAGUGCGUUCAGGGUGAGCUCUUUGCAGGAGACUGUCGCCAGGAUGCUGCGACGAGUCGAGCAGAGCCCGGUGAGCAGAUCGUGCGCAUUGCGUCCUGGGUGUGCCCCUUGCAGGAAGCUGUCGCCAGGAUGCUACGACGGAUCGAGCAGAGCCCAGCAAGCAGAUCGUGCCUUUGCGUCCUGGGUGUACCCCCUGCAGGAAGCUGUCGCCAGGAUGCUACGACGAAUCGAGCAGAGCCCAGCAAUCAGAUCGUGCCGUCAACAGGAGCUAGAGAUGGUAUUGGACUUGGGUUUUCAAAUAUCCGUCCUGUGGCAGGAAGCUCGGCCUAAGUGGAUCCUUUGCAGCAUGCAGUCGCCAGGAUGCAGCGGUGUGAUCGAGCAGGGCCCGGCGAACACAUCUGCAGUGGAAGCUCUACUUUCAGUGUCAACGGGAGCUAGAGAUGAAUUUGGACUUGGAUUUUAGAUAUCCGUCCUGUGGCAGGGAGCUCGGCCUG